Doryrhamphus excisus (bluestripe pipefish) is the source of this 6960-nucleotide messenger RNA. The record is from RefSeq and is a predicted model, not a curated record. NCBI's taxonomy places the organism in Eukaryota, Metazoa, Chordata, Actinopteri, Syngnathiformes, Syngnathidae.
UUAAUUUAAGUAUCGAUCUUACGCGGAUAACGCGGUUAUCGGAGGCAUCGGUAUUUCAGUAUCGAUCUGCACCUCAUCAGUCAAAAGCCGAACAGCUGCUGCAUGGCAGCCUUGGAUUUCCAUUUCCUGGAGGGGGGGGGCGGCUGUAAAUGUGGUCACAAACUUUUGAAGCGGCACCCGAAAGCUCACCAUUGUCACCGGAAGGACCAAGUGGAAGAAGCCGUGAAGAAAUGGGACACACCGUGAUUCUCGUUACGUCAUCAUCCUUCACAACCUUAUCGUUACACCAUAAAGUAAUCUGGCCAGUAGACACCGUCCGUGGAAAAAUGACUCCCAGUUGCUCAGCUUCCCUCCUCGUCUCCUCGCACCUCCCCGACUUUCAGGCCAGGACGAGCAGAUCCAGUCACAUGGAACCCUCAGGAAGACGAAGGCCAGUUUGGAGUCCUUGUGGAAGAAGAGCAGAUGAGGAACUAUGCGACGCCACGUGGUGGAUCUGCUUUUUACAGAAGAAACAACUUUGUUACGAUGCCGCCACGACGCCGUUAAAGGAUGUGAUGGAUCGCUGCUAGAGACCGAUGGUCGUCUCCAUGCGGCUUCACCUUCCCUGUAGAAGGCUCCACCUCCUGGAUGUUACAUGGUUACCUUGGAUCCACUUCCAUCGAUAACGUUCACUUGGAUAACCUCGCUUAUUUGGACCUCUGAAGACCGCUUCUCGUUAGGAUAAGGGUUUUUUAUUCGGAGCGUUCCCAUGAAGGACAUGGAUGGCCCUCGAUCCAGCGGAAUGCACAAGAAGAGGAAGUCAAGGUCAGAGAGGACACGAGAAAGGAGAUCAAACUGGAUAAGUAACAAUCACGUGAAGGGCUUCUCGUCUGACUCGGAGCGAGAGGGCGACAGGAAGCCCUCCUCGUCCCGUCCUAGACCGCCGCAGAGAAAACGAAAGGAGUCUACUUCUGCCGAGGAGGACAUUAUCGAUGGGUUUUCCAUCACCGGGUUCGUGACCUUGGAGGCACUGGAGAAAAACCUCACCCUGAAGCCCCAAGAGCGCGGCGUAAACCAGGCCGGCCCCUUACACAAGAACAAGUCCGCCAAGGUCUCCAAUGGAUUGAAUUUUGAGCCGUAUAAGAACAACUGCCAUCACCACCAGCCUUCCGACCAGGAGAACAACCCCGAUCUGGCCGUGGAUCCACGCGGCAAGAGGAAGAAGAAACACCUGAGCAAGAAACGCACAAAGCAGAAGCCAGGACGGAACAAGUGCAAGGACAGUGACAGCGACAGUGUGAGCGGCGAGGCCAAGCCCUCGAGGAGAAGCAGCUCCAGAGACCGAGUGACGGACUGUGACACAGAGACCGACCAGGACGACAAGGUUUCUGAUGCCAGCUCAGAGAAAUUUUUCAGCACAGCUGCACUUAAAGUUCCAGCUUUUGGCAUCAAUGCGCUCUCCACCAAUGGCAGCCCGGAGCCUGACGGCCCAGGCCUCCUCAAGGUGUCAGGCCUAGAGCGCAGUCAGGAGAGGAGCCAGGAGAGCUGCAGGGACUCUCAACCGCCGUUAUCCACCGCCCCCCGUCGACUCGUGCCCCCGCAAUCCCUGCCCCCACCCCAGCCACAGCACCGACCUUUCCUCCCAAGGUCACCGCCAUCACAGCGGACUCGGAUAAAUUGCCCGACCCAGGCUCCAAAUCCCGGUCACCCACUUCCACGUUCAGAGGCUGCGCCCAAGCCUCACACACCUGCAGCCGUGCCUCUCGUCCAGGGCCAAGAGCCCUCACCGGCGCCCCCUCCCCAGCCCCAGCACCUGCCGGAACUGCUAUCCCAACCGCGACCUCAACAUACACCCAACAUCCACCGACACCCGCCGUCACCCCUGAACAACCAGCCUCACCCCAGCCAAACGGGGCCACACCGACCCCCUUCACGCUGUCACCCCAGGCCUCUUUCUGCCUACAACGGCCUCAACCUCAACGGCCACAGCAGCAGCAGGAGCAGUACCCCUGGGACCAAGCCCCAAGGGCCUCCUCCUGCUCCUUCCUCACACCCUCCUCCCCACCACCCGCCUCCUCCCGUGCCAGGUGCAGCAGCAUCCACCUUCCCCCUGCCCCUGGUGGCUAACCACGGCACCCCGCAUAGCUUCCCCCCUGCACUGCAGUCCUCGCCGCACCUUCAUCACCCCAAUAUGUUCGCUCCUCCAGCGGCUUUGCCUCCACCACCACCGCUGACGUCUACCACCCUGCCGGUACCGGGACAUCCUGCUGCUGGGAGUGCCUACUCGGAGCAAGACCUUCUGCGUCAGGAGCUCAACACCCGUUUCUUGGCCUCCCAGAGUGCCGACCGCGGCGCCUCGCUGGGCCCCCCGCCUUACCUGCGCACAGAGUUCCACCAGCAUCAGCACCAGCAUCAGCAUCAGCAUCAGCACCAACACACCCACCAGCACACGCACCAGCACACCUUCACGCCAUUCCCCCAUGCCAUUAUGCCCACCCCAGCACCGUCCAUGGUGCGUACCCCUGCCAGAAAUUUUGACAAAUACCCAACUAAAGUCGACCCCUUCUACAGACACAGCCUCUUUCAUUCGUACCCGCCGGCCAUGUCCGGCCUCCCGCCUGUCAUCCCCCCGACUGGACCCUUCAGCUCACUGCAGGGUGCAUUCCAACCCAAGACCUCUAAUCCGCUAGAUGUGUCCACUCGACCUGGCGCUGUCCCACAUACUUUCCUACAGAAGGACCCAAGGCUAACGGACCCAUUCCGACCCAUUCUCAGGAAACCAGGGAAGUGGUGCGCGAUGCAUGUCCACAUCGCUUGGCAGAUAUACCACCACCAACAAAAGGUCAAGCAGCAGAUGCAGGUCGACCCUCACAAGUUAGACUUUGGCCUCAAGCCCGAGUUCCUGAGCCGACCUCCCGGCCCGAGUCUCUUUGGUGCCAUCCAUCACCCAAGCGACUUGGCACGGCCUGCCACGCUGUUCUCUGCUGCGGGUCCAACGCACCCAUCCGCUGGUCCCUUUGGCCAUCCGCCCCACCACCCUGGAAACUUUCUCACACCAGGGUCUCACUUAGAACCCUUCAAUAGGUCGCCUUCCUUUGGGGGACUGGGGUCCCUCAGUUCUUCGGCGUUCGGAGGGCUUGGAAAUCCAUCACUAAAAUCCCUAACAGCGGUCAAUUCCGUCUUUGGCCAUAAAGAUGGCCCCAACUCACAGCAGCACUUUGGCAGCAGUACCAACAGUAACCACCAGGAGCCCUGGAACCGCCUGCACCGAACCCCACCCUCAUUCCCUACACCCCCGCCUUGGCUGAAACCUGGGGACUCUGAGAGGAGCGCCUCAGUCAGCUCGCACGAGAGGGACAGAGAUUCUGAUAAACGGGACUCCGUGGGCAGUAAAGAUGACAAAGACAGGGAAUCGGUGGAAAAACGUCACCCCAGCCACCCGUCCCCAGUUCCGGUCAACCCCAUUGGUCUUCUUGGACACAGCCGCCCUCCUGAGCACAACCGAAACCACCUGCCUCCUUCGUCUGGAGAUCUUCAGAGAGACAAAGACAACAAGGCCAAAGACCGAGACAGGGAACACUCGGACUCUUGGAAAGAUACCAGCACGGAUGACCACAAGCUCAAAGACAACCAGCACAGCAAUAAGGACACGCCCGCUGUCCACGACGGCAGGGUCUCAGAGGACACGGUGUCCAACAGGGGUGCAGCGUCGCCCUACAUCAGACUGACCAGCCUGGAGCAUCCGAAUGGUGGUCUGAGCAGGGAUCUGAUGGACAAAAAGGAAGUUUCAUUUGAGCAUCAGAAGAAGAACAGUGAAGUGAAAGUGAAAGAGGAGAGAAAAGAGGAGCAAGAUGGAGUGGCAGAGAAGACAAGCGAGCACACAUUAGUUCCCUCGACACCAAACCUCCACCCUCCCUCAUCGAUGCCUAUGCCCAUGGGCAUGGCAGGAGUCCAUCCGAUUAACAACAUAAGCGGUCUUGAGAGAACUCGAGUGGUGGCACCCUUUUUGGGUAUCAGCCCCAUCCCUGGAUCUGAAAGGUUCCCUUACCCCGCCUUCCAUUGGGACCCAAUGAGGGACCCCUACAGGGCGUUGGAUAUUCACAGGCGGGACCCUUUGGCUAGGGAUCUUUUGCUAAGGAAUGAACAUCAUCGGCUAACCGCUCCACGCCUCUAUGAGGCCGAGCGCGCGUACAGGGACCGUGAGCCUCACGACUUUAAUCGUGCGCACCCCCUCGCUUUGGAGCAGAGGCGGGAACAUGAGCGUGCUCAGUUGGAGGAACGGGACCGCCUCCUCAGAGAGGACUAUGAACAUGGACGACUCCACCCCGCAAUGCACCACCCAGCCCUUGAUGGGCAUCUACCCCACCACGCCCAGGGACUCAUGGCCCCGGGACUCCCUGGCAUGCACUACUCCAGAGUCAGCCCCUCGGCCGUCGCGGCGGCCGCCGCCCAUCAGAACAGCAUUCUGAACAAAACUCCUCCCACUGCUUCUUUGAGCGCCCCGCCCCCUCUUAUCCCCACGCUCGGCGCCAGGCCUGGCUCGCCCAGACGAACUACUCCCGUGGCCGCCGAUAUCAGAGACAGACCUCCGCACAAGGACAUCGAGGCUCGAUGAGCUGACCCCCCCCCCUCUUGAACUCCCACCCAGCACUUAGCAAGACUGUAACAUAGCUGUGAAUAACUUAUGUGGGCCCACACAGUUCAGUUUUUGUACAAACCUGCAGACAGAGAUCACAGAACAAACUUUUUUUCCAGUUUUUUGUGUGUGUGUGUGUGUGUGUCCGUACUUUCUAUUGUAUAGCAAAGUGAAGUGACAUUGAACAAUUUUGGAAUGUACAGAUUCUUUAGCACUGACGGACAAAAUGUAUAUAGAUAACAUGUGCAGUCGCUGUGCUCGCUCUGUAUGGAUCAUGGUACGAUACGUAUAUAUGCAAAAGAGUCAUUUGAAAGCUUUACUUUGAACAAAUUUACAUAGAGAGCUAUUUAGGCAGUGAUUCAGAAUGUUGUUUUUUUAUUUGAUUAGCAUUGUACCCCAUGUUCUACUAUGCAACAAGUCACAACACCGGCUCUUUCACCCACUCCUGUACAGAACAUCCUCGUUUUGCUUUGCCAUGGCGGAAAACCGGACCACUUGGUCUAUGGCGCUACUGUACAUAACUGAGAAAGUGCUCCCUAUUUUGCAAUCGACACCUCACUCUCUCACAAGUAACUGCACCACACAGACUUAUGCGGGUUUGAAAAUAAACGGUGAGCUUGUUGGAUAUGACAGGUAAAUGACUCAAUAUAACAGCGUGACCCACGGUGUCAUCUUACAAAGAGCGCUAAAUUCAUCACACAGCAACUUAACACUCAAAAGGUAAUAGAGUAAUAAAUAGUAUGACCCACGGUGUCAUCUUACAAAGAGCGCUAAACUCAUCACACAGCAACUUAACACUCAAAGGUAAUAGAGUAAUAAAUAUACAAACAUGUACCAAUUUGAGUUUUGAAGAUUUUUUGUUUGGGUAUGAGUUUAGUGUUCUUGUAAGAUAACACAGUGAACAACAACCUGGUCAUUAUUUUUUCAUAGCUCAUGAUUGGCUCCUGCCAAAUAAAGAACUUCCUGGUCCUCACAGACUCGUGCAGGUUUGAAAAUAAACGGGCUAAUCGUGAGCUUGUUGGAAAUGACAGGUAAAUGACUCAAUAUAACAGUAUGACCCACGGUGUCAUCUUACAAAGAGCGCUAAACUCAUCACACAGCAACUUAACACUCAAAAGGUAAUAGAGUAAUAAAUAUACAAACAUGUACCAAUUUGAGUUUUGAUGAUUGGACGAGGGGGUUUGGGGGCAAUUAUUUUUUGUUUGGGUAUGAGUUUAGUGUUCUUGUAAGAUAACGCAGUGAACAACAACCCGGUCAUUAUUUUUUUCAUAGCUCAUGAUUGGCUCCUGUCAAAUAAAGAACUUCCUGGUCCUCAUGGACUCGUGCAGGUUUGAAAAUAAACGAGCUAAAUGACUCAAUACAACAGUAUGACCCACGGUGUCAUCUUACAAAGAGCGCUAAACUCAUCACACAGCAACUUAACACUCAAAAGGUAAUAGAGUAAUAAAUAUACAAUCAUGUACCAAUUCGAGUUUUGAUGAUUGGACGAGGGGGGUUGGGGGCAAUUAUUUUUUGUUUGGGUAUGAGUUUAGUGUUCUUGUAAGACAACAACCUGGUUAUUAUUUUUUUCAUAUUACAAAUCUGGUGGUCUGUUUAGCAAAUCUAUUACAAUACCCACAUGGUUUGUGUGGUACAGUUACGUACAGUAUAUCUGGGGGUCCACUGUAUACCAAGAAUGGAUAACAAGCUGUAUUCUCUCCACAACUUUCAAUUUAGACAAACCUUCUUCAAAUACGAAUACAAGCGAAUACAAAUACAAGAGACAUUUGUAUUGUUGCGGGGAGAAUACAUACUGUACAACAAUAGAAGGUGUGUAAAGUACAUGUUUUGGAAGUAGGUUCUGUUGGUUAAGCAAUGUAUUCAAAGUGCUGUCCUGGGUUGUGGUCCGGACUAAAUUCAUAGACAAAAAAAUCAAGUUUGGACAAUAUUUAGUUUGAAAUAAGCAGAGACCUGCUAAAGGUUUAUCGGUGCGCUUUCAAACCCUGUGUGUCGUGCCGUGUUACUUUCACUCAACAUAAACCGGAGCCCUAGCGGUUAGGCAAUGCAUAUUGCUAAAAGAUUGUUUCAAUGACAAACUUUGUUUGCUGUUAACAUGUACAGAUUUAAAAAAAAAAAAGUCUUUGUAGAUCAUGUACAAAAAUGUCAAAAAAUGAAGCGACUGAAUCUUCAGCAUGCCCCUCAUUUAAACAUGUAAAUUAUUAUUGUAAUGUAAAUGGUGCCAUGUUAUUAAAAAAUGUGUACUGAUCUUGUUUUUGACUGCUUAGUCUUUCACAUUUUACCAACACAAAGCAUUUAGCAUUUUGAUUAUUGUUGGCUACAAGUAAGUCGUGGGAUGUCCAAAGAGU